AUGCCGAAAAGUCCUAUAUCGCACACUGCGAUGAAGGAGAAGAGCAAGAAUGCCGCCCGGUCCCGGCGGGAAAAGGAGAACGCGGAGUUCCUGGAGCUGGCCAAGCUGCUCCCACUGCCGAGCGCCAUCACUUCGCAGCUGGACAAGGCCUCCAUUAUACGGCUGACGACGUCCUACCUGAAGAUGCGUCAGGUGUUUCCGGAAGGUCUUGGCGAUGCCUGGGGCUCCCAGCACAUCCCGAACAAUCCGCGCGAUCUCGCCAUCAAGGAGCUCGGUUCGCACCUGCUGCAGACGCUCGAUGGCUUCAUAUUCGUGGUGGCGCCCGAUGGCAAAAUCAUGUACAUCUCCGAGACGGCCUCGGUGCACCUCGGGCUGAGCCAGGUGGAGCUGACGGGCAACUCGAUCUACGAGUACAUCCACAACUACGACCAGGACGAAAUGACGUCGGUGCUGUCACUGCAGCCGAACAUGUUCGUCGCACCGGCCGGUACACCGAACCCCGACACCGGUUCGCUGCUGCCACCGACACCGUUACCGUCGGCCACAGCUCCCAGCGCCAGCGAGACAGGACCUCCGGCCGAUUCGCCUAUUUCACCUGUUUACGCCAACCUUCUGCAUCCGGGAGCGGGCCCGGAUUCGCCACCGCAAAGUAUCGGUUCGGCCGGGUUACCCACCGGAGUAUCAACCGCAGAUUUACCACCGAUGCAUCACCAUCACCAUCAUCGGCAUGUCGGGGGGAACGAUUCGCCUCUCGGGAGCGGCGUUUCGUCUUACGGCAAUUCGUCCUCUUCCGGCUACGGACCUCAUCAGCAGCCACCACACCAGCACCAACAACAGCAACAGCAACAGCAGCAACAACAGCAUCAUCAUCAUCACCACGGCCACUAUCACCAUCAUCACCACCAUCACGCGUUCGGUCAGCAUCAGCUGUCACAGACGAUCGAGGUGGAGCGGACGUUCUUUCUGCGCAUGAAGUGCGUUCUGGCGAAGCGCAACGCAGGUCUCACCACGAGCGGCUAUAAGGUGAUCCACUGCUCCGGGUACCUCAAGGCGCGCAUCUACCCGGGCGACGCAACGUACGGCGACGGGCACAGCUGCAUCCAAAAUCUGGGCCUCGUGGCCGUCGGCCACUCGCUGCCUCCGUCGGCCAUCACCGAGAUCAAGCUCUAUCAGAACAUGUUCAUGUUCCGCGCCAGCAUGGACUUGAAGCUAAUCUUUCUCGACGCCAAAGUGGCGCAACUUACCGGAUACGAGCCGCAAGACCUGAUCGAAAAAACCCUCUACCAGUACGUGCACGCAGCCGACAUCCUUCACAUGCGCUACUCGCACCAAAUCCUGAUGUACAAGGGCCAAGUGACGACAAAAUACUAUCGAUUUCUGACGAAGGGUGGAGGCUGGGCUUGGGUACAGUCGUAUGCAACCGUCGUGCACAACACGCGCUCCUCGCGCCCACACUGCAUCGUAAGCGUCAACUAUGUGCUGAGCAACCAAGAAGCCCACGAUCUUUUGCUAAACGAGGUGCAACAGCAUCCGACUCCGACCCAGCACCAGCAGCAGAACGCGUCAAUAUCGGUCAAGCCGGAGACCGUAACUCCGGUGACGCCGGGCAGCGGAACCGGGCUGAAGGACCGUGGGCAUGCGAACGAACCUGCAACUGCACUAGCGGCAGCGGCGACGGUAGCUGGGCACACGUCCGGCGUACCGACGCAUAUGUCUCCGAUCGGCGGUACCGUUGUUGGGUCGGCGCUAGGUCGUGGCGGGAACGAGCCGCAGCCACUGCAGCCACCGCAACCGCAGCAGGCCAGCAUGGCCUACAACCCGCUGCUGUUGGCAAAGGAUCUGCAACAGCAGCAUCAGCAGCAAUCGGAGCAGCAGCAUUCGGGCUUUCACCAGCUGGCAGCGCUAGACGACGAUGCCAGUAUGGGUCCUAUACCUGGUGCACCAACGGCCUGCCUGGUAAGCCAUGGUGGUGCGACGUCGUCCUCCACACACGAUGAUUACGAGCUGCAGAUGCAGCACUACGGUGGGGCGUCGGGCCAGCUCGAUGGUUCCACCUCGGGUGGUAUUGGUGACGCUAGUACAGGUGGUGGAUACUGCCUGGUAGGCUCCACCACGGGCACCGCCGGAAGCAUGCUAGUAGACGCUGGUGGAAAUGGUGCACCGGGUGGCUCCGAGACGUCGCCGGCUGACGCGUUCCUGGAUAUGCCGUACUACGACCAGUUCUACGGUGGUUUCGACUCCCGCCAGGAUUCCAUCGCUCUGCGUCCAUUCUCUGCUAGCUCAAACAGCUGCAGUAGCUCGGAGGGUGAAGGAGCGCUUGCAGCACAUCACGGGCCGCAUCAGCAGCACCAUAUGCAGCACCAUCUACAGCAGCAUCAUCAUCAUCAUGAUAGGAUCGUGCAGUCACUUACUCUGCUGGGUGAUGCAGGAGUGCUUCGUCAGCACGGUGGCACCAACGAAGAGCAUAUGGACUACCGGGAGCAUCACCAACAUCACCAUCACCAACAACAGAUGGUGGAAGGUACUCAAACUCAUCAUUACCCGAUUCAACAGCAGCAGCCCACCAACGGUGGUACACCAAACGGAGCCUUCUUGUACGAAGCAUCGCCAGCAACACUGGAUGGUAGCACCAGUUCUGCCUCGCCGUUCGAUACCAUCCCAUCUCAGCAGCUCGGGUUCGACCAGCAUCAGCAGGGACUGCUAGCGCAUCAAUCGUUCCGCCUCCAGCACGAACUCCAGGUACAAGAGCAACCGGCGCCAACAGAAGCAACCCAUGCACACCUGCGCAACCGCAGCAUCCUUGCACAAACGGAACCACGGGUAAACGACAGCCCGCUGCAAAACGGGGCACGCACCACCAACGGGGUUGAUGGUCCGACCUCAUCCUUGCAAUGCAGCAGUCCGGCUGCCGGCGGCAAUUCAACAGGCAAUGGCAGCACCCACACCACUGACGCCAUUAACAAUGGAGGAGUGGUAGUCGGUUCCGCCGAUUCACAGAGCCAUCGGAGCAGCAGCACCAACAACAACAACAACACCGCCACUAACAACAACAACAACAUGGAUAACAUCAACAAUAACAACAACAACCACACUAAUCACAACGCAACCAAUAGCAAUGUCCUCAAGCGAUUUAACGGCGUGGAUGGCGGCAGCAAAACCUCGAACGGUGCCACACUGGAACCGACAGUUCGAGCUCAUCACCAUGCACAGCAGUACGCUGAAGCGUACGGCUCGGUGCCACACUACACGAGCGUUAUCGUAGAGUCCGCGACCGCGCCCGGUUUCUCCGGUGUCCUCUCCUCGGUACCAUCGGUUACGCCGUCCAAUCCCGGUGCCCAGGGACACACACAGCUGUCACCGAACACCGCUGCCACCGCCGGUGAGUUCGUACCACCGCAGUGCACUUGAGUGCGCGGUUUUCAGCAUUCCCGGUAUCACCUUUUUUCGACAGGUCAGGCGAGAUCAACACCUCAACGGUAACUAAUCAAACGGACAGCAAACGGUAGGAGAAAAGCUUUCGAUAGCCAGAGUUUAUCAAACAGGUGCUCACCUGUUUCUCAAACAAUGGAACGAUCUGGUGCCAGUAAAUAGUUGAAUCGGAUAAAAUUGCCCAUCACAUGAACAAUAUGUGACCUCCGCUGCCUUCCGCAUCGGGUCUCCAUAGCCAUGCCGAUUACUCUGAUUAUUCUGAUUCCGCGCUAUAUUCGGAUUAGCAUUUGGUGCCGAACGAAAACUGUUCCAAUCAACGAAACGUAUGCCGGAAAAGGGGACAAGGAUGGAAAGCUGGGAAAAGCCAAGUGA
Anopheles coustani is the source of this 3801-nucleotide messenger RNA. Its product is annotated as protein single-minded-like. Bases 1 to 3408 code for a protein of 1135 amino acids. The transcript is spliced from 10 exons. Gene Ontology annotation, biological process: regulation of transcription by RNA polymerase II. Gene Ontology annotation, molecular function: protein dimerization activity; DNA-binding transcription factor activity, RNA polymerase II-specific; RNA polymerase II transcription regulatory region sequence-specific DNA binding. The record is from RefSeq and is a predicted model, not a curated record. Lineage: Eukaryota; Metazoa; Arthropoda; Insecta; Diptera; Culicidae.